AUGAUGAGUAGCAAUGAGGAAGAGGAGUUGCCAGACAUGUUUACGGAGGCUCUUCCGACAUCCCAAGACGUUUGGGAAGCUUUAAAGGUGAACCCUAGGCUUGAAGAAGAAAGCGUUGCAGCUAGUUGCCAACUUGUGUAUCCAGCAGGAAUAAUUCUACGAAUGCCUGUUGAAGCACUUUUACGGGCGCUUAUUAUAUUUAAUCGGGGUGUCAUCAUGUGGCCGUUUACGAGUGAAGAAGAGCAGGUUAAUAAUGAUGAAUUGAGCAUUCGAAACAAUGUUGCAGCCCGCGCAGCUGCAUCUUUAUAUCUAGCCGCUAAAACAGUUACAGGCUGUACACCAGAGCUCGGUGCCUCGCCGCAGGCGGUGAGUCUUGCUGUGGGUCACUUGUGUGAGGCUAACAAUGGGAGGGAAUCUACAAUCAAGCCUUAUUUUCAGUGGAAUCGUCCUUCUUCAAGUGCAAUUUUACAAGCGGAGCCUCGGAUACUGGCUGCACUUGGGUACGAUAUGAGUUCUGGGCGAGCGAGUGCGGUGACACUUGCUAUUGCAUACUGUGCGAUGAUUGGGCUUUGUGUUGAUGUUGAUGUUGGAGAUAAGGAGAAGGCCGAACGGCAGCAGGAGAAAGAACAGGGAAGAAGGAGCAGAGAUAUGGUUGGUCGUGUGGUGGGGAGAAUUUUAGAAGCGGCCGCGGGCAGUUUGUGGGCAACUGGGAUUCAUAGUGGACGAACACUAGCAUGUGCUGCUAUUGAGAGUGUAGUUGGAGAGGAUAGUAUUUGUGGUGGUGGUGGUAUUCGUGAUGGUGAUGAUGAAUCAUUGAUGGUUUGCAGAGGAUGGUGGAGGGUAUUUGAUGUUCGGGACGCCGAGCUGGAGCAUUGUGCUGGACACAUUGCUAGUAGUCGGGCACGGGUAGAGAGUAUUUGUAGGGCUGCGGGAUGUUAG
Magnusiomyces paraingens is the source of this 939-nucleotide messenger RNA. RefSeq lists its product as uncharacterized. NCBI's taxonomy places the organism in Eukaryota, Fungi, Ascomycota, Dipodascomycetes, Dipodascales, Dipodascaceae. The record is from RefSeq and is a predicted model, not a curated record. The transcript has a single exon. The coding region runs from base 1 to 939 and encodes 312 amino acids.